AUGAACCUGACAACCCGAGCCUCACCAAAUACAUGCGACCAGUCCACCUUUUAUAAACUGGGGCUCUUUUUACUCUUAAUCUCUUACUCCCAUCAUCUACCCGACCCGUCAUUCUCUUUUGUCAUGGAGGUCGUGCUCCCCGAUGGUGUACCGAACCAAAGUCGUAUCAAACGCAAGCCGCCACCCCGUCUAGACGUUACUGCACGCUAUCCACCGCCCGACCCAAACGAUCCUUUUGCACCGUUAUCUGUGUUGCGAAGUAGAUCUAGUGCUCUCCUCGGCUUUUCAUCCAGUCAGGACAACUUGUCACCUAUAUCCCCACCGGGCUAUCGAGCUUCAUUCCAGCUCUACCCAGCGGCACCGUUGAACCUAGACGAUCUAAUCACAUUUCAAUCACGAUGCGACUUUGAACUUCAUGGAGAACUGGCCACCCCGCCAAGGUCGCCUGUUGCAGAAGCACACUAUAGACGGAGGUCACAGUCAGUCAUGGGCCAGUACAAUGCACACCAAUACUCCGUGACGUUACCAAAAUCUGCGCACAAAGAAAGUUUAUCUCGUGAAGCGGGUAGUGAUAGCAGUGGUACGGAUGUUGAGGGUGUGGACAGCACGCGUCCCACCUCUCCUACCCAGAAUCAGAGAAUCGGUGCCCAUGGCAGAAUCUCUCACUUCUUUACACCCCGUAAAAAACCCAGUCAGAUGAGCAUCAAUAGUUCAGUCUCAAUCGCAUCUUCCAACUCCAAAACCCCCACGAAACUCUCGCUUACUCGUCGGCCGUCUCUUCUCCGACUUCGUUCGCCACUUCAGUCGACCCCCCGUAUUCCACUCCUCCCAGCACCUAUACGCGUACCUUCAACUCCCGCCAAAAACACACUCGAUGGCCGAGUAGGAACGGUUCGGAGGAAUCAUUUCUCUCCAGGCGUGAUCCCGAAGGCGAUCAUGGGUAUCACUCUCAACCUGAGAUCUCUAAUAGCCGGCAAUUUUCACCUCCUCGCCGUUCUCUGA
Messenger RNA from Marasmius oreades (fairy-ring Marasmius), 1002 nucleotides. RefSeq lists its product as uncharacterized. The record is from RefSeq and is a predicted model, not a curated record. NCBI's taxonomy places the organism in Eukaryota, Fungi, Basidiomycota, Agaricomycetes, Agaricales, Marasmiaceae. The transcript has 2 exons. The coding region runs from base 1 to 1002 and encodes 333 amino acids.